AUGAACAACGGCGUGCGGACACAGAAGCUGUCCAAAGGUGUCGAUGUCGUUAGCUUUACGAACGUCAGUAAAGUCAGUAAAUGCAAGGAGAUGCAACGGGAAGAAAUCAUCAUUGAGGAACACGCCAUAGCAUCGAAGCGCGUGCUGAAAUACCUGGGAGUUAUGAUCGAUGACCGGCUAAACUUCAACAGUCACGUUGAAUAUGCUUGCCAGAAGGUGCCGAAAGCCAUCAACGUGGUAACUAAAACCACGCCGAACAACUCUGGACGAAGCGGUAGCAAGAUGCGUCUUCUGGCUAGUGUAUCUUCGUCGAUACUGAGAGACGGAGGUCCAGCCUGGGUUCGUGAGAGAGUACAGAACCAUCUCAUCGGAAGACUGGCGGAAGACAGGAUGUGCUAUAAGCGGAGAGAAACCAGAGGAGUACGAAAAUGGUAA
Molecule: messenger RNA, 435 nt
Organism: Ochlerotatus camptorhynchus
Lineage: Eukaryota; Metazoa; Arthropoda; Insecta; Diptera; Culicidae
Exons: 1
Coding region: 1-435 (144 amino acids)
Source: RefSeq, a predicted model, not a curated record